GAAAGAAAACAACCGGUUAAUAAUAAUUUUUCCGCGGCAUCCCCGUUGUCAAAUAACGCUGCGAGAAGCGUUGUGUGAUAGACAUUUUUAAUUAUUCCAUAUUUUUUUUAAUUUAAUUUCUUCUUUUGGGCCGGUAACCUAGAACAAGAUGUCGAACAACGGUCGUAAGCGUGCGGCGCCGGCGUCGGGGCGUGUGACCAAGAUCCGGAAGCCCCGCAAGCCUGUCUCGGAGGACGAAGAGAGUGACUCCUCGCUGUCAGACCAGCAGCCGCAGGAACAACGCCAGCGCACGCCCAGCCCCCUCGAGGAGCCCGUCAUCAAGUUACCAGAGGAGUUGCUGAAAACAUUCUACAAGCCUCCAGGGAAGAUGCUAAUAGCUGGCUGUGUGUCGUGGGACCUGGUGGCCAAGCGGGACAACAAUGUCUCCAACCGAGUGCAUCCCAACCUGUACACUUUCCACCGGUUCACUGAUCGCAGGUACCGGCUCAUAGUGAGCCACUGCAGUGCCGGACAUUCCAUACUGGUUGGUGAUGAUGGAACAGCUUAUACUUUUGGUCGCAACAACUGCGGUCAGUUGGGCUUCGGCGACACGACGACUCGCAGCCUGCCCGAGCCCGUUCCUGGACUCCAGGGCAAGAACAUCAUCCACGCGGCCGUCGGCAGGCACCACUCGCUCUUCGUAACCGAUACGGGCGCCGUGUACGCUUGCGGUGACAACAAGAGCGGUCAAUGCGGAGUGGGAACGAAUACUGCGCAAAUACUGAAGCCUACACGAGUCCGCCAUACUGGCGCUCCAAUCGUGAAGGUGGGUUGCGGUGCGGAGUUCUCAAUGAUUCUCGACUGCAAUGGCGCCCUUCAUUCCUUCGGCCUGCCCGAGUACGGUCAGCUGGGUCACAACACGGACGGGAAGUACUUCGUGACGAGCACGAAGCUUUCAUUCCACUUUGAGACGGUCCCGAAGCACGUCGCGAUGUUCUUCGAGAAGACCAAGGAUGGCCACGUGAUGCCCGUCAAGGACGUGGACAUUGUCGACUUCUCCUGCGGAAAUAACCACACUGUGGCGAUAGACUCGAAGAAGCGCGCGUUCAGCUGGGGCUUCGGCGGGUUCGGGCGGCUGGGGCACGCCGAGCAGAAGGACGAGAGCGUACCUCGGCUGAUCAAGUACUUCGACUCGUCGGCGCGCGGCGUCCGCUCUGUGCACUGCGGCGCCACGUACAGCCUCGCCGUCAACGAACUCGGUGCCCUCUUCUUGUUCGGUCAAACGAAGCGCACUGGAGAGGCCAACAUGUAUCCCAAGCCAGUACAGGAUUUGCACGGCUGGAACAUCCGGAGCAUAGGGUGCAGUAACACCUCGAUUGUGAUCGCGGCGGACGACUCCGUUAUCGCCUGGGGCGUAUCACCCACCUACGGCGAGCUGGGCACAGGGGAGAUAAACAAGUCGACCGCGCGGCCCAAAGAGGUGACAAAGAUGGAGGGGCUGAAUGUGACCCAGGUCGCGAUGGGCUACUCCCACUCCCUGCUGCUCUGCGACGACGCCAACGACGAGGUCAAACAGAAACUGGAGACCGUACCCCUCUUCGAACCCUAAACACCACAAAAACACGUUCACUUUCAUCUUUGCAAUACAAUUUUUAUUCUAAUCAGAUACCUUUCUGAUACACAGAACUGUAACUGAACUGUGAGAUUAUCUAACGCUGGGCGAUUGUACAAAAUUAUCUUUUUAAAUUAUUGUAACUGAUGUAAACUUAUGUCCAUUUUGACUUUUUUAAGCUAAAGUACAGAACUCUAGUAUGGAACUAACAAUAUAAUAAACGCACACAAAUGGAGCGCGGCGAUCGGUUGUACUAACUGUCAAAGUGUUCAUAAUGAUACAACAUACUGUCACUAGAUGGCACUUAUGUUAAGCUUAUGCUGCUAGCGACGUCUAGUUACUCUAUGGCGAAAUAGAGUAACCCAAACGACAAAAAAGGUGGCGAGCAUCGGUACUCAAUCUAAAAUGUUUGGAAGGCAUCAGUCAUGCCUGUAGAUAGUAACCAGUACUAACAGAUAAUAAUUUAGUUGUUGUUCCAACCCGCACUGGAACAGAGUGGUGGAGUAUGCUCCAUACCCCUUCAAGAUUGAGAGGUCUGUGCCCAGCAGUGGAACAUAUAUGGCUAUUUAUGUGUUUAUUUAUAGAAUUUGUGUGAUUGUUUGGUGUCAAUUAUGGCACUUAGUGUGACUCUUCAUGAAAAUGUUGUUGCCCUUCACUUCUGAAGAUUCAUCAUAUUUUAGAGCUCUCAAAGUAAAAUAAAAUUUGGUUCAUUGUAUGCGAUUGCGACAGGGCUAGCUGCUUCAACUAUUACAAUAGAUUAGAACAAGAGGUGUGUACACCUCAAUAAUCAAUGUUAAGACGUGCAGUUAACGCUAUCUACCUAAACAAAUGCGACCAACACUGUCUUCUAGUUGUCUAUUUCACCACUUACUAGUAAACAAAUACGCCAAAUACGACCUGCUUAGUAAUGCUAUCAGCAAAAUAAGCAUACAAUACACGAUAAUACUACAUAUAGAAGAGACACUCUUCGCCCCGCGCCGUUAUGAACUUGUUUUACCUCACCCCCCGUUGCGGUUCACUUUAGACUAAGCCGUUAAGUGGCAAGGAAGCGCGCGUGGGCCGUGUCUAGCGCGCACACUGUAUUUAUGUAUGUAUGAGUAAGAACCACAUUUUUGUAUGGAGUAUCUGAGAUGUGACAUAGGUUAGAAAUGUACCAUGCAGUGAAACAGGACCUAAACCUUGCCUUGUGAUUAUGCACGUCACUGCCAUAAAGUAAUAGUAGAAUUGUCAAUUUUAAACAAAUUUAAGAUUAUGGUAUCAAUGUUAUGCGUAUUCCAAAUGACUCGUUUACCUAACCUGAAGAUUUGACAGGUCCGGUGACACGCGACUGCCUGUCUGACCUAACCGCGUAUUGUUUAUUUGUCCUGCCUACAUUAGCCAAUUAAAAUACACGAUGGGAAGAGAGUUAGUGGUAAGCAGUGAACGUGUUUAUGUAAAAAAGAUGGAAUUCAAUGCCUACCUUGUCCAAACUAAAUAACUCCAGAAAGACUUAUAGACUUGCUUCACCAUGGAACAACUGUUUGGUUAUAUUCGUUGUAUCAUUAGCUUCGUACAGACCACAUACACGUUUAAGAGUAACCCUUGUGGAUUACGUUAUUUGACUGAUAGACUAGCUGGAGUAUCAACAACCGUCCACCGACCAAUACUGCUUCUCCUCGUGGGAUGAGACGCGAACGAUUAUUUUUCUUAGUCUAAUCAACACCUGACUAGGUCACAAUAGUAUUACAAACACAAAUCGUUUGAACACGUUUUCAUUCACACGCCUCGAAUUUGAAUGAUAUUAUUUUAGUUAAUUUUAUGUGAGAAGUUGAUCAUUCGCUUAGUUUUUAAGUUUAUUUCUAAGCAGACUUUUAAAUAGCAAUAAGUUAGUUGGUUUACGAUCAAACUGGAUGCAUGAUUUAUGUCACAUGACCGUUUUAGCGACCAAUAAUUUGUAUAUUUGCAGAAUGAACAAGGUACAAAUUAUAAUAACAUUCACCAUUUUUAAAAGUAAAAUGUGUUAUUCAAAUACAGCUUGGCGAAAAAGAGAAACUUGAAAAAUACUUUUUAAAUUAGUUGCGCACUGAUCUCAAUCAAAAAAUAUACUAGUAUUGCUAAUGAGGCAACAGAGCGCGGUGUCAUUCUAAUUCUUUGCCGAGCUGUAUGUUUUUUCCAAUGGAAUUAUGCUUUAAGAUGGUUAAAGCUUUCAAUUUUCGAAUUAUUCGGUUUAUACGAAUUAAUUACCGAUUAAUUUAAGCUUCAUAAUUUAUAGAUAACUUUUAAAUAUGUGUAAUUCGAUAUAAGUAAUGAAUAACGAAACAUUUCGCGUUUAUACAAGUCAGUUAUUGUUAAUACUGAAACUGAUAUUCGGAAAGCUGUUCUUCACAUAAUAGUUCAACUAUCAACGAAUUAUCUUUGUACUUUAAUGACAAAAUAUCCUGUUAUACUAGUUGUAAUGUUUCCUACAAUGUUUUCGUGUUAUAUAUAUUCACAAGUGCCUGGCAUUAUAGGUACAUAACAAACAUUAGAUUUCAGUAUGAACAAUAACUGUGGUUUUCGAUCAACGUAAUCAGACUUUAAAUAGAUGUAUCUGUAUAAUUAAGAAAUGUAUGUUACGUUGUAAGCUCUGCGUGUACACCACCGCUCGAAGACUGCGAUAGUGUGCAGUGUUUGUUAUAAACGUGUUGUAUCAUAGUUACGAAUUACCUAAAUGUGUAGACAAAUGUGUCUUCAAUGCGCCGGGGACAUUGCUGUAUCUGUGAAACUAGACUACAUAACCAUACAGAAGGAAGAGUUUGAUUUUGUAACAAGUAGAGCCGCUAGACCACGGCGCGAGGAGCCCGGCCACCCACCGUCUCGUGUCCCCUUGCUGCGGGCGCCCUCCACACCCUGUAUACGACAUAGAUUGUAACUACCGUGCAAUUAAGCACGUUUACCCUUUUGAGUUGUUAAUUUACAUACGAGUAUAUCGAAUUUACUGAACUUUUUCUACGAUUUUUAAAGAUUUAUUUUUAAUUAUGACUAAGGUUCAAUCUUCGUACUUAUAAAGUGGUAAUGUAACAAUUAAUGUUAAGAUUAAUAAUUAGAUACGCUAUCUCAAACGUUUUUGUGUCUAAUGUUACCUCCUUUGAGGAAAUACAUUCCUUCACUGGUGACUUUUAAGUAAGCAAGACAAUUAACAAAUAUAGUUUUCAUCUCAUAAAGUUUGCCUAUUGGUUCACUUGUUUGAUUAAAAGUCACCAUUUUAAAUAAGUAUUAUAAUAAAGCUUGUAGGUUAUCACGUAAUCUUUUUGCUCGGGAUAUUGUGAAAGUAACGGGUACAAACUGAUAUUUAUUUUGUCUAUCAUUACUGCAGUCAACCAACAGACUUGUGAUUUGGUAAAUAAAGUUGUCUUUUAAUCUGA
Pectinophora gossypiella (pink bollworm) is the source of this 4974-nucleotide messenger RNA. Its product is annotated as protein RCC2 homolog. Bases 149 to 1588 code for a protein of 479 amino acids. Lineage: Eukaryota; Metazoa; Arthropoda; Insecta; Lepidoptera; Gelechiidae. The transcript is spliced from 12 exons. The record is from RefSeq and is a predicted model, not a curated record.